This is a messenger RNA of Coregonus clupeaformis (lake whitefish), 623 nucleotides long. Its product is annotated as dynein light chain 1, cytoplasmic. The coding region runs from base 107 to 376 and encodes 89 amino acids. The record is from RefSeq and is a predicted model, not a curated record. Gene Ontology annotation, cellular component: cytoplasmic dynein complex. NCBI's taxonomy places the organism in Eukaryota, Metazoa, Chordata, Actinopteri, Salmoniformes, Salmonidae. Gene Ontology annotation, biological process: microtubule-based process; cilium assembly. Gene Ontology annotation, molecular function: dynein intermediate chain binding; dynein light intermediate chain binding. The transcript has 3 exons.
ACACACCCACAUUACUUUUUGUCAACCUCUACUUAGCGGGAGUUGUAGCUGUGAAACCAAGCGUCCAUAUAGCGGAGAAAACCGGCGUUGGAUAUUUAGGGCAACCAUGUCUGACAGAAAAGCAGUCAUAAAAAAUGCCGACAUGUCGGAGGAGAUGCAGCAGGACGCAGUCGAGUGCGCCACGCAGGCUCUGGAGAAGUACAACAUCGAGAAAGACAUCGCUGCAUACAUCAAGAAGGAGUUUGACAAGAAGUACAACCCCACCUGGCAUUGCAUCGUAGGGAGGAACUUUGGCAGCUACGUGACCCAUGAGACCAAGCAUUUCAUCUACUUCUACUUGGGCCAGGUGGCCAUCCUGCUUUUCAAGUCUGGCUAAGGGGCCAGCCGCCCCAGCCCCUUCAACAUCAACUGACCAUUAAAUACGGACUUGACAGAAAGGCUGUAUCAUUCCUGGUCAACUGGGACUGCCUUUUUCUGUGCUGCUUUCUACUAUUUUGUUCAUUGUUGAAGAAAAAAUACAUGGCCAUGUGAGAAAUUAAACACUUUGUAUUUAUUUUUGUUUUCUAUUACAGUAGAUUUGAUGUUGUCAUUUUUUAAAAUUAAUUAAAGUGAUAUCGUUUGGC